Messenger RNA from Funneliformis geosporum, 222 nucleotides. Lineage: Eukaryota; Fungi; Glomeromycota; Glomeromycetes; Glomerales; Glomeraceae. The record is from the annotation of a GenBank genome assembly.
AAAGUGGAGAUCUUCACUGAAAGUGAGGUAAAUUAUACUCUAUUAUGGCUUAUAGACGAAAGUUCGUCUAUCUUAACUACCGUGAACAUUAGAUCAGCACAAAAAGUUCAAGUAACCAAUAAUACAAUGCUACCAUCGUUUCCAAAUCCAGCAUAUAAAGCAUUUGUACGAUUGAUUAUCAAGCAUCAUUUUUCUGAUUCUGUACAGCUUGCAAAUUAUUAG